CUUGAGUCGAAGAUAUCCCAAAGUAAUUAAAAUGAAGUCAGUUUGUGUGUCCAACUGCAUAAACGAUGCAGGCGGGGAUCCUCGCAUCCCCGUACGAGCGACAUACGUGAACCUGUAUAAGUGGCCGGAGUCAGACGCGGAGUUUGUGAGGUCAGCCGUAGAAGGGAGGCAGAACCCUCGUGUGGUGUACAGUAUUUCGUGCAGGCAGAUGUAUCUGAGGAGCUACACUUUUUCAAGGGAGGAGGAAACGCUGCCUGACAACACCCAAAGCUGCUGCUUCCGAAGCAGCAGCGUUAAGGACAAGCAGGUAAUCAAGAACAAGAACAAGAAGAAUAAUAAGAAGAAGAAGAUCAAGGCUAAUAAGAGGAAGCUUAAUUACUGUCUGGCUCUCAGGAGAGCUUUGUUUAGAGUUUUCCACAACUUCCUUUCUUGUGGUGCUUCCAUAGAUGUUGUCGAUCAGAAUCACUAAUUACCUACCCAUCAUCAUCACUCUUCCUUAUCUUAAUUUCCUUUCUAAUUUUUCCUUUUUUGGUUAAUUUAUUUAUCUAAGAUCAAGAAAUGCGAUGGUUUUGUUCUCAAUUUGUAAUGCCUCUAAUUCUGAUAAGUUA
Molecule: messenger RNA, 608 nt
Organism: Tripterygium wilfordii
Lineage: Eukaryota; Viridiplantae; Streptophyta; Magnoliopsida; Celastrales; Celastraceae
Exons: 1
Coding region: 32-469 (145 amino acids)
Source: RefSeq, a predicted model, not a curated record